UCGUCAUCGUGGUGACUGUGAGGAUCAUUCGGUGGUUCGAGACGCAAUCAUGAAGACAGCUUUGUUGUUCCUGGUGGUCCUUCUGUUGUGGCUCUUGUUCAGCUUUGCCCGGAGCAACAACGUCGAGAAACCGGUGAACAUCAGUUGGUCACAGGACCCACGUCACUAUCAUCCACUUCGUUGUAAACCAACUACCAACUGCCUUGCUAACGGUGGCUAUUGCAUCAGAAACAACCAUAAAGAGGAUUGCGAGGGCCUCCUGUUUUCAAGAGAAUGCAGAUCGCCCCUCUGCUCCUGCUGUGUAGAAGCUACACUGAAGCGGGAUGAAUGCCAAGAUACACCAGGUAUCUGUCCCAAUGGAAUUUCUGUGUGUCAAGAUAAGGAUGUAGGCUACGAGUGCACUUGUAAUGCAGGUUUCGAGACAACAGUAUGUGGAGGUGAGUAUACUCCAGAUUUAUACAGUCUCAACUUGAAGGAAAAAUGACAAAAGAUGAGGGUUAG
This is a messenger RNA of Macrobrachium nipponense, 501 nucleotides long. Its product is annotated as neurogenic locus notch homolog protein 1-like. The record is from RefSeq and is a predicted model, not a curated record. Gene Ontology annotation, molecular function: calcium ion binding. The coding region runs from base 50 to 484 and encodes 144 amino acids. The transcript is spliced from 4 exons. Lineage: Eukaryota; Metazoa; Arthropoda; Malacostraca; Decapoda; Palaemonidae.